Molecule: messenger RNA, 2595 nt
Organism: Tyto alba (common barn owl)
Lineage: Eukaryota; Metazoa; Chordata; Aves; Strigiformes; Tytonidae
Product: ubiquitin-associated protein 2-like
Exons: 13
Coding region: 414-1328 (304 amino acids)
Cellular component (GO): nucleus; cytoplasm
Source: RefSeq, a predicted model, not a curated record
AAUCCAGGCUGGGAUAUCAGGUGUGCUGGAAUUUGCCUUUGAAUGCCUCUUUUUAACUUGUUGCAGCUACUCCAUCAGUUCCAGCACCUAAGACAGAGCCUUCUCCCUCACUGCCUUCUGCUGGUUCUCUGCCUAGCGUGGCAUCCACUACUGCUUCGCUUCUCCCUUCAGCAUCACAGCACACAGCAACGUUGCCCAGCUUGCCUCAGUCCAGUGAUUUGGCCAGCAGCUCACUUUCCCAGUUAAGCAGCUCCCUUUCCAAUCAUCAGAGCAGCCUCUCUCCUGCCUCAGUGUUGUCUUCAAGCACUUCAUAUGCACACACUAGUGUUGAGAACACAACUUCGCUUCAGCCCUCAACAACCUUUUCAACUGCUUCAACCUCAGCCACUAGCACCACCUCUUCGGUUGUCAGCAUGGCAAGCAGUAUGAACACUACAGACAGCCUUGGCCUGAGCGUUGCCAGUGUGUCUAUACCAGCUGCUACCACACGGGCAGCUCCCUUAGUGUCUUCAGGCAAAGCUCCCCCAAACCUGCCCCAAGGUGUACCGCCCUUGUUGCAUAACCAGUAUAUUGUGGGACCUGGAGGACUUCUGCCUGCCUACCCACAGAUUUAUGGUUAUGAUGAUCUCCAGAUGCUUCAAUCUAGGCUACCGAUGAGCUCCUGUAAGAUCUCCUUUACCUCUACUCCAUCAGUUCCAGCACCUAAGACAGAGCCUUCUCCCUCACUGCCUUCUGCUGGUUCUCUGCCUAGCGUGGCAUCCACUACUGCUUCGCUUCUCCCUUCAGCAUCACAGCACACAGCAACGUUGCCCAGCUUGCCUCAGUCCAGUGAUUUGGCCAGCAGCUCACUUUCCCAGUUAAGCAGCUCCCUUUCCAAUCAUCAGAGCAGCCUCUCUCCUGCCUCAGUGUUGUCUUCAAGCACUUCAUAUGCACACACUAGUGUUGAGAACACAACUUCGCUUCAGCCCUCAACAACCUUUUCAACUGCUUCAACCUCAGCCACUAGCACCACCUCUUCGGUUGUCAGCAUGGCAAGCAGUAUGAACACUACAGACAGCCUUGGCCUGAGCGUUGCCAGUGUGUCUAUACCAGCUGCUACCACACGGGCAGCUCCCUUAGUGUCUUCAGGCAAAGCUCCCCCAAACCUGCCCCAAGGUGUACCGCCCUUGUUGCAUAACCAGUAUAUUGUGGGACCUGGAGGACUUCUGCCUGCCUACCCACAGAUUUAUGGUUAUGAUGAUCUCCAGAUGCUUCAAUCUAGGCUACCGAUGAGCUCCUGUAAGAUCUCCUUUACCUCUGGUCCUUCUAUGAGGCUGGAGUCACAAUGACAUAGUUUGCUGGGGAAAUCUACAGUCUAAUCCAAUUUUAUGGAUGAUUGCAACACUUUCAGCCUCUCAGACUCACCUACAAAGGCAAGGAAGUUGAAAGGAACAGGGGAAGUUAAUUUCAAGAAAGAAGAUGGGAGAAACCACAAAAUAAAUUGAUUUACCCUAUUGGCAUAGAUCCAGAGUGUAUAGAAAAAUAGAGUUGGGACUCUGAAGUAAAAACUAAAAACAAGCUCCUAAAUUAACAGAGAUAAGAAAACAACAUAAAUAAAGCCUUUGAUUUGACCAGAGCACUAGAGUUACCAGUAUCUUUAGGCCAUAUAGUUUUCAGUCACCUGAAAAGAGCUUCUCCCCAUUCUCUCUGUCUUCUGUUCUCUGAAAACAGAAGUAUUCUCACUUUAGGGCCUUAGUCACUAGCAAGUUUUUCUGUGUCAUGUUUAGAAGCUUGCACGCAUUUUUCAGCUGGACACAUAACUGCAAAAAUACAUUGUCUGCGUAGUCUAAUGUGACUCAUGAAACACAGCUAAAAGCUUAGUUAUGGAAAAGCUUAUAAUGAUUUCAGAAACUUACCAUUCAUUACUUUGCAAGCAAGGAAAUUGAAAGCUGUAAUGAUGGCUUUUAUCUUGCAAAUUUACCCCAAGAACUUUAAAAAGUUCUGAAUAUUACAGCUAAAGAACAGGAUGCUGCUGGUCAGAGCAAUUAGCAAUACUGUGCAAUUCCAGCUUUCUGUCAAGGUGCUAGAAUCUAUUACAGAAAGUAAUUUAAUUAUGCACUUUAUUAUCUGUAAUGAAUAUAAAUUCACUGGUUUACUUCCAAAAUUUCCAAUUAAAUAUAGGUAUUAUUUUUCCGUAAUACCAGAAGCUCAUUGUUAGCAUUUAUCAGAAGUACUUUGCCCAGAAGAGGUGAUACUAUUAACUUUUCUCCUGCUUUCUCCUUGUGUAUUAGACAAACACUACUGAUGUUAUUUUGUGAUGCAGGAUAGUUCAGAAACACAUGAAUGGCAUAAUAGUGUCCCAACAGCCUUAUUUAUAAUAUAAUGUUGAUAGUGGAAAUCUAAUAUGGGCUGCUAUUAUGGGUGAUUUUGAACUAUCAACAGUACCAGACAAAUGGAAAAUUUUUGAAUGCAUUGAAUGUGGGGUCUAUAAAAACUUAAUUCAAAAACUUAUGCGUGGAGUUAAUUUUGAUGUUGAUCAAUACCAGCAGUAUUGGUUAGUGUCCUGGGUUUCAAUAUGUGGUGGGGUUUUUGGGUAGCAGGGGAGGGGGGCUACAG